Messenger RNA from Hermetia illucens (black soldier fly), 805 nucleotides. RefSeq lists its product as uncharacterized. Lineage: Eukaryota; Metazoa; Arthropoda; Insecta; Diptera; Stratiomyidae. The record is from RefSeq and is a predicted model, not a curated record. The coding region runs from base 317 to 784 and encodes 155 amino acids. The transcript is spliced from 4 exons.
AAACAGGAGAGUCCUUUGUCAAUUUUCUUUCAUUUCCGUUUUAAUAUUUUCAGGGAGAAACAGCAUUUUGGCUCAGUUUCUAAAAAAAGAAGAAAAUCAAGGAAAAAAGGACCAAAUCGGCAAUUUUAAAUGCAAAAUUUCUAAGUUAAUUUUAAAUUUUGGGUAAUAUUUAUCUUAUUUAUCUGGAAAAUUCUAAAAAUCUAAAUUGGCAAGUAUAAAUGGUAAAAACAAAGCGCAGAAAGAUUGUAAAUUGAGGAGGUCAUUAUUGAUCGAGUAAAGACAAUUUUCUUAAAAAAGGAUAUCCAUUUCCAAAGUGAUGACUAAGAUGAACUCUAAUGUGAUGUCGGAACAAAUCGCGAGUAGAAAGGCGUCUGAAUUUUCGGUUGAAAAGCGGACUGCCUUCAUGAAAGUUGGAAUAAAUAACUGUAAACCUACUAAAGCGUCAUCGUUGGGUAACAUGGACUGCAAUAGGAGGAAGUCGGAAUUGAAAGCUACUAGGCGUGGAAUUGGUAUCAAAGGAAUUUGUGAAGGUUUGGAUUGUCCAGAUCCCGAAGAUUCCCAAGAUUUGGAACCUAUUACCCCCGGUCCAGGAGGAAUUUUCGCAUGCGACCCAUAUAUGCUACCUUACAGCAAUGUAUACUAUCCAGCUGGCCCCUUUGGCCCCAGAGUGGAAUUGUGCCCUUAUGUCCCAUUAACAGAUAGCCCUAUGUCAAACGGUGGUGGUCAUCGCUCUGGCAAAGGCAGCCGCAGUGAAAGGAAAAAUCGCGGACGAGAAAGAUGUUAACCUUCAGUGCUAUUCAGUUUU